AUGGCCCCCUUGGACGCCGCGUGCAAUGUGGUGUAUAUGGAUCGGUCUGCGCGACGGGAGCGGAUGGUGAGGAGGGGCGAGGCGAUCGCGGAGGAAGCGAGGACGGGGGAUGAUGAGGAGGCGAAUGAGGGCGCGAGGAGGCUGCAGGUUAAUGUGCAGACGCUGUUGGAGACGUUUAGUACAGUUUAUGUGUGUCCGACUGGAUUGAGUUGUUUGGCGCGCAUCGCGAGACUGAAUAAUGUGCCGACGGCGGGAUUGGUGCCUACGGUGGUGCUGAUUGAUAUACCUGAAGACGAUGACGAGAACGAGCUGAGGAUGUCACUGCCACAACACGAUGCUGGUAUACUUCCGGAGGCUGAUGGUCCUCCGAACAUAUAUGGUUCGCAGCUACUACGGCAAAUAGUUGCGGACGUGACGGAGAUAGGGGUGGCCAGCAUGGUGCUCCCAGUUGCUCUGAUACGGAGGCGCAUAGAAGCACCCACCAGUACGCCCAGGCCCAUCACACCUAUACGAACUAUAGAAAAUACACAAGCAAGCCAUCCUCAGCCGCUUUCGGAGGAUGUUGCAUUGAUGGAACUACAGCGAGAUCAAGUAUCCUACAUGAAGUACAUCGACCUUGGGGCUGUAGAUGUUCUGGAAAACCCGAUUCGCCGGGAGACACUUCCCAGCCUCGCCAUCCACAUCUACCGCGUGCACAAGGAGUUCCUACAGCGUGGGGAGCAUCUCACGGCUCCUACCCAAAAGCACCAGAGCCCUUGGCCUGGCGUCGCGACACCAGAGCCAUUCGCCUACAUGCGCGAGGUGAUGGUUUGUGAUCUCGCGGGUCAGAUCUGUGGCACGAUUGUGGAUCAUCCCAUCGAUCCGGUGAAAAUUGAAAUUAGCAAUUCGCGGAAACAAGCUAUAGUCAAAGCUAUAUCGGAAUGGGGUUUCUCAGCCCACGACCUUACAGAGGAUGAAUUGCUGCUAGCCACCGUGACGAUGCUGGAACAUGCGUUGUCGAUAGACGGAAUGGAGGAGUUGCGGUUACCCAAAGAUAAGCUGCUCAGGUUCGUCAUCGCCAGCCGUAACGGAUACAAUGACUUUGUGCCAUAUCAUAACUUCAAGCAUGUUGUCGAUGUUCUCCAGGCCGUCUUCCAUUUUCUUGUGCGCAUCGGUACUUUGCCGCCCUUCCCCCAGGGGACGAGGGUAGAGACGGAGCCCACGACGAGGUUGGUAGGUAUGCUAAGGCCGUUUGAGGCGCUAACGCUCCUAAUUGCUGCAAUUGGCCACGAUAUUGGGCAUCCAGGCGUGAACAAUAUGUUCCUUACCCGGAUCAACUCCCCUCUCGCGCGUUUGUACAAUGACAAAUCGAUCCUUGAAUCAUACCAUGCGGCGUUUUACUGCAACAUGCUGUCGAAGCUCUGGCCGGCUGUUGUCGAAAAUGAGGAAAUGAGGGAGUUGCUUACCAGCUGCAUCCUGUCAACGGAUAUGGGGAUCCAUAAGGAGUAUAUGGAGAAGUUGACGUUUCUGAAAAAGACAAUGGACGAGCUGCCCGAUAAUAAGGAAGUGGGCGAGAUGGAACUCAAAACAUACCGCGAAAUAGCGUGUAAUAUGCUGAUCAAAUGUGCUGACAUCUCGAAUGUGGCCCGACCCUACGCCUGCGCUGCCGUGUGGACCGACAUCCUGACCAGCGAGUUCUCGCGCCAAUCCGACAUGGAGACCCAUCUCAAUAUCCCCUCGGCCCUCUUCUCCCCGCCUGCCCGUGACAUGGUGGCCCUCGCCAAAAGUCAGACCGGCUUCAUGUCAUUCUUUGCGCUCCCGCUCUUCAGGGGCGUCGAGGAGCUCAUGCCCACGCUGGACUUUUGCGCCUUGGAGAUAGACCGCAACUUCGCGCACUGGACAGCGAAGUCGGAGGCGGCGAGGCAUGAGCUUGCCCGAGCGUCGUUGGGAGCUAGGGACAGGCAGAGUGGGAACGAUAGACCCGACAGCAGGAGCCCACCGGCCGCAGAGAGCAGCGCUGCGGGGGAGGCGAGGCGUCCGCGUCGUUGGGGUGGCCUACGGGGAGGUAGUGGAGCUGCCUUGGGUGAUCUGUCGACGGGGAGCAGCGCGAGUACCGACCCUAGCGACGUAGACGGCAUCGAUAUGCCGCCGCCGCUAUCUCGAGGCCAGCAACCACAAUCCAACAACAGCAGACCCAACUCGCGCCCCGUGACCUGGGACGAAGCCAGCGCCAGCUCGCGCCCGGCGACGAGCUCGAGCGCGCCCCGCGCCACCGCCCUCGGGAUGCCCGACGCUGCGGGCGGGCAGGUGAUGACGCACCGCCGCAGCGAGACGACGGACGGGAGCGCCGCCAGCGUGCCGGAUAGUGGGGGGUGGGAGGGCAGCGCGCGGACGGCCGAUAGCGGGAAGUCGGAGGAGAAGGCGGAGUGUAUGAGCACGGCGCGGACGAGCGUUGAGAGUUCCUCUGGGAUGAGGGGGGUUAAUGGGGUGGUGAAUGGCGGCGGCGCGAAGAGGAAGAGCCUCGUGGGGAGCGUGUCGACGCCGGAUUUGCGCUCGGACUCGAAGGGAAGGAUGAGGCGUGGCGAUGAGGCGGGGAGGAGGGAGCGCGAUCAGCAACAGCGCAGGAAGGGGGAGAAGAGCGGCGGUGAUAACAAUAACGGCGUGUUUGCGUCUAUGCGCGAGCUGACGAGGCGGCCGAGUCUGGGGAAGUUUAAGUUCUGGAAGAAGAGGGAGGCGGGUGGGGGUGGUGGGUUUGGGGGUGGGGGGAUGCACCAGGUGCAGCCGCCGCCGAUGCCGAAUGUUAUGGGGAGGAGGGGCAGGGAGGGGGGUGUGUCGGUUGGUUGAUGACUUUGAGGUGGAUGUCCAAAUGGUGGGGGGGUUGUUUAUAUGGUGUGUGGUCCGGAGUGACUGUAAUAUGUCUGGAUGCCGGGCGUUUUCAUGGCGCGCGAAGAACACACAGACGGCGUUUUUAUUUUUUUGAACGUUGUGUUUGUGUUUGUUGAGCCCACAACCACGACGACGAACUCCCCCCGCCUGCCGACUUCGACAUUAUUCUUUUAUACCUUUUUUGUUUUUUUGGGGUGGGGGGAGAAAGAGAUGGGAGAUGGGCGGACAAAAGGAGAAAUGAGCGAAAAGGGUGGGAAGGGUAUAUAUGGUUAACGGACGGACGGAUGUGGAUAUGGCUUUUAUGGCGAAAAACCCCGAACUCUUACUUACUCGAUUGAUGAUGAUGGGGACGGUUUUUUUUAUACACAAAACACAACGAGAUGAGGGGGUUUUACAAAGGGAAUGGUGUGGAUUAUGGUAUAGGACAUGACCUGACCGGAAGGGGGGGAAGGGGAAAUCGACAGUUGGCGGCUAUAAGGGGGGGAGAGGGUUGUACAUAGGUUUUUUUCUACGCCCUGCCUGCUGUGGUUUUUCUCCUUCCCUCGACGUUCUGUUGUAUUCCGGGUCGGGUGGCUUUAACUUCUAGUUUUUCUUUUUGUUUUUUUCUUCUGUCGAUAUUCUUUUUUAGAGGGGGG
Molecule: messenger RNA, 3500 nt
Organism: Pseudogymnoascus verrucosus
Lineage: Eukaryota; Fungi; Ascomycota; Leotiomycetes; Thelebolales; Thelebolaceae
Gene: PDE2
Product: 3',5'-cyclic-nucleotide phosphodiesterase
Exons: 4
Coding region: 1-2823 (940 amino acids)
Biological process (GO): signal transduction
Molecular function (GO): 3',5'-cyclic-nucleotide phosphodiesterase activity
Source: RefSeq, a predicted model, not a curated record